CUGUCCUGUGAAUCGCUGGCCCGAGGUGCAUCCAUCGAUCUACCGCAACCGUGAAGAUGGCGGCCCGGACCAUGCAAGCGGCGCGAUGCCCGACGGAUGAGCUGUCGCUGACUAAUUGCGCCGUGGUGAGCGAGAAGGAUCUGCAGUCGGGACAACACGUGACUGUGAAGACAACACCCACCCACAAGUUUGUGUUUACAGUCAAGACCCACCACACUGUGGCACCUGGAACUAUCGCCUUCAGCCUGCCGCAGAGGAAAUGGGCCGGUCUCUCCAUUGGCCAGGAGGUGGAAGUGUCCAACUACAACUUUGACAAGUCCAAGCAGUGCAUCGGCACCAUGACGAUCGAAAUUGACUUCCUGCAAAAGAAGAGUACCGACUCCUCUCCCUAUGACUCAGACAAGAUGGCCGCCGAAUUCAUCCAGCAGUUCAACAACCAGGCCUUCUCUGUCACCCAGCAGCUCGUGUUCAGUUUCUGCGACAAGCUGUUUGGCUUGGUGGUGAAGGACAUCGAGGCUAUGGAUGCCAGCAUCCUCAAAGGAGAGCCGGCCUCUGGAAAGAAACAGCAGAAGAUCGACAUCGGGCUGAUGGUGGGCAACAGCCAGGUGGUUUUUGAGAAGGCAGAGAAUUCUUCCCUCACACUAGUUGGUAAGGCAAAGACCAAGGAGGCACGACAGACAAUCAUCAACCCAGACUGGAACUUCGAGAAGAUGGGCAUUGGAGGUCUGGACAAGGAAUUCUCUGACAUUUUCCGCAGAGCCUUUGCUUCCCGAGUCUUCCCUCCAGACAUUGUGGAGCAGAUGGGGUGUAAGCACGUGAAGGGCAUCUUGCUGUUUGGCCCUCCAGGCUGUGGUAAAACACUGAUGGCCAGGCAGAUUGGCAAGAUGCUCAACGCCCGUGAGCCGAAGGUCGUCAAUGGCCCAGAGAUCCUCAACAAGUACGUGGGAGAGUCUGAGGCCAACAUCCGCAAACUGUUCGCCGAGGCAGAGGAGGAGCAGAAGAGACUGGGAGCCAACAGCGGCCUCCAUAUCAUCAUCUUUGAUGAGCUGGAUGCCAUCUGCAAGCAGAGAGGCACGGGUGCCAGCAGCACGGGCGUGCAUGACACUGUGGUCAACCAGCUUCUGUCUAAGAUUGACGGUGUGGAGCAGCUCAACAACAUCCUGGUCAUCGGUAUGACCAACAGACCUGACCUGAUAGACGAUGCCCUGAUGAGGCCUGGCAGGUUUGAGGUCAAGAUGGAAAUUAGUCUGCCUGAUGAGAAGGGCCGUGUCCAGAUCUUGACUAUCCACACCAACAAGAUGCGAAACUUCAAUCUGCUCGCCCCUGACGUCGACAUCAAGGAGUUGGCAGCUGAUACCAAGAAUUACAGUGGUGCAGAGCUGGAGGGGCUUGUCAGGGCUGCUCAGUCCACUGCCAUGAACCGACAUAUCAAGGCUACAUCUACAGUUGAGGUGGACAUGGAGAGGGCAGAGAAGCUGCAGGUCACCAGAGCCGACUUCAUGGGAUCCCUCAACAAUGACAUAAAACCUGCAUUUGGUACAAACCAGGAGGAUUACUCCAGCUACAUCAUGAACGGCAUCAUCAAAUGGGGUGACCCGGUCACCCAUGUUCUGGAUGAUGGAGAGCUGCUGGUACAGCAGACCAAGAACAGUGAUCGCACGCCACUGGUGGCCGUGUUAGUGGAGGGUCCGCCCCACAGUGGAAAGACGGCCUUGGCAGCUAAGAUUGCGGAGGACUCGCAGUUCCCCUUCAUUAAGAUCUGCUCUCCAGACAAGAUGAUUGGACACUCAGAGAUCUCCAAGUGCCAGGCGAUCAAAAAGGUGUUUGAUGAUGCUUACAAGUCCCAGCUCAGCUGUGUGGUGGUGGAUGAUAUUGAGCGUCUGCUGGACUACGUCCCUAUUGGUCCUCGUUUCUCCAACUUGGUCCUUCAGGCUCUGCUGGUGCUGCUGAAGAAAGCUCCACCCAAGGGUCGGAAGCUGCUCAUCAUUGGCACCACCAGCCGGAAGGAUGUGCUGCAGGAGAUGGAGAUGUUGGACGCCUUCAGCACCACCAUCCACAUUCCCAACAUCUCUACCGGGGAGCAGCUGGUCGACGCCUUAGAGCUGCUGGGGAGCUUCACAGAUAAAGAGCGGGCCAGCAUCGCACAGCAGCUCAAAGGAAAGCGAGUCUGGAUCGGCAUCAAGAAGCUCCUCGUGCUCAUUGAGAUGUCUCUGCAGAUGGACUCCAAUUACAGAGUGACCAAGUUCCUGUCUCUGCUCAGAGACGAGGGGGCGUUGAAUGAAGGAGAUCAAAUCAGAAUUUAAGGUUUCCAUCGCUCUCACUGUGCACUGUGACCGCAGCUUCUAUGAGUAGAGGGGCUAGAAGCAUGAAGCAAGCAUCUUGCCAGCAACAAGCCACCCAUGGGACAAAAUGAGGAAGAGGAGAAGAGGAAGAACAGAUCUUCCUCCUGUCUGUUUAACCACUGAUCCAUCCGUCUAUCUAUCUAAAUACACACCUGGUCUAAGAGAGGAACACACGAGUCCUCUUUAUCUCAGCAUGUUUCCAUAGGCAGUAUCACUGCAUUACCUUCCUCCUUCUCAUCUUCAUCGUCAACUAUUGACACAUUACAGCAAACAACCGGAAGACAUACUGUUACAGAUCUUUUAUGUGUAAAGAAAUUGCAAUGGAUGAUUGUAAAAAGUGCUGUUUUGUGCAUCAUGCUUAAAAUAACAAAAAAAAAAAAUCCAUGUAUGUUUUUAGCUAUAGUAUUUGAUGUAUUUGUUGCAUAUCUCUUGUCCAGCUAAAGGUAGUUAUUAUUAUGUAUUAUAUGUAUCCUCAUAAACACAAGCAGUAUAAACAGAAUACAUCUAAAAGUGACACACAUCCAGAAGCCAUUUGAAUAUUAAGAAUCUAUGAGAGGCUUUUAGUGAAUAUGUGAUGGGUGUGAGAAAAAAGAAGCCGUUCCAUGUGUAAAGGUAAUCCCUUUAAAUAUACAGUAUGUUCAUGUUCUGUAAAUUGUAUAUAUAGACAAAAUGAAGUAUAUCAUGAAAAUAAUUUAAAUGAUCCGUCUCAAGUCUAUUUGGUACUUUAUCAGUAUGAUCCUUCUUCCCUACUGCUCUGGAGAUGUUGACUUUACCAGGAUACUGUAAUAGUGAAAGUAAAUGUUGGGUUGUUGGCCUGUCUGUCUGUGUUGCGUACAGUACAGUUCAGUCUAGCUAGAGUAGCCAUGGCAUCAUCAGUGUUAAAAGUUAAAAAGAAAAAAAAAUCUGCACUGUUAACAUCGACUUGAAGAACCUUUAGUGCUUAUCUCAGCGGUUCUUCGUGGGAACUCGAGCUUGUGUCCGCUCGUGUGCAUGUGUCGGGAGCUAAAUGCUGCAUGUAUGUGAGCGUGUGUGCGUGCGUGU
This is a messenger RNA of Xiphias gladius (swordfish), 3383 nucleotides long. Its product is annotated as vesicle-fusing ATPase. Gene Ontology annotation, cellular component: Golgi stack. Lineage: Eukaryota; Metazoa; Chordata; Actinopteri; Istiophoriformes; Xiphiidae. Gene Ontology annotation, biological process: Golgi to plasma membrane protein transport; intra-Golgi vesicle-mediated transport; SNARE complex disassembly. Gene Ontology annotation, molecular function: ATP hydrolysis activity; ATP binding. The transcript is spliced from 21 exons. The coding region runs from base 57 to 2303 and encodes 748 amino acids. The record is from RefSeq and is a predicted model, not a curated record.